Molecule: messenger RNA, 2632 nt
Organism: Pteropus alecto (black flying fox)
Lineage: Eukaryota; Metazoa; Chordata; Mammalia; Chiroptera; Pteropodidae
Gene: VPS45
Product: vacuolar protein sorting 45 homolog
Exons: 15
Coding region: 84-1760 (558 amino acids)
Biological process (GO): vesicle-mediated transport; intracellular protein transport
Cellular component (GO): Golgi membrane
Source: RefSeq, a predicted model, not a curated record
CCCGGCCAAGGAGCCGGGGGUUCCUUUAGCAAGAAAAAAAGGGGGCGGGAAGGGCCGGGGGGCUAAGCUGUCGGCUCGCCACCAUGAACGUGGUUUUCGCUGUGAAGCAGUACGUCUCCAAAAUGAUAGAGGACAGCGGACCCGGCAUGAAAGUGCUUCUCAUGGAUAAGGAGACGACUGGCAUAGUGAGUAUGGUAUACACGCAAUCGGAGAUUCUUCAGAAGGAAGUGUACCUUUUUGAACGUAUUGAUUCUCCAAAUCGAGAGAUCAUGAAACAUCUAAAAGCAAUUUGUUUUCUUCGACCUACGAAGGAGAAUGUAGAUCAUCUGAUUCAGGAGCUCCGAAGACCCAAAUAUAGUAUAUAUUUUAUUUAUUUCAGUAAUGUGAUCAGCAAGAGUGAUGUGAAGUCAUUAGCUGAAGCUGAUGAACAAGAAGUUGUGGCUGAGGUUCAGGAAUUUUAUGGUGACUACAUUGCUGUGAAUCCACAUUUGUUUUCCCUCAAUAUUUUGGGUUGCUGCCAGGGUCGAAACUGGGAUCCAGCCCAACUGUCCAGAACGACUCAAGGACUAACAGCUCUCCUUUUAUCGCUGAAGAAAUGUCCCAUGAUUCGUUAUCAGCUUUCAUCAGAGGCAGCAAAGAGACUUGCGGAAUGUGUUAAGCAAGUAAUAACUAAAGAAUAUGAACUGUUCGAAUUUCGACGGACUGAGGUUCCUCCACUGCUCCUUAUUUUAGAUCGCUGCGAUGAUGCCAUCACCCCAUUGCUAAACCAGUGGACAUAUCAGGCCAUGGUCCAUGAACUACUGGGCAUAAACAACAAUCGGAUUGACCUGUCCAGAGUGCCGGGCAUCAGUAAAGACUUAAGAGAAGUGGUCCUAUCUGCUGAAAAUGAUGAAUUCUAUGCUAACAAUAUGUACCUGAACUUUGCCGAGAUUGGUAGCAAUAUAAAGAAUCUCAUGGAAGACUUUCAGAAGAAGAAACCAAAAGAACAGCAAAAACUAGAAUCAAUAGCAGACAUGAAGGCCUUUGUCGAGAAUUACCCACAGUUCAAGAAGAUGUCUGGGACUGUGUCGAAGCAUGUGACCGUGGUUGGGGAGCUGUCUCGGCUAGUCAGUGAGCGGAAUCUGCUGGAGGUUUCGGAGGUUGAGCAAGAACUGGCCUGCCAAAAUGACCAUUCUAGUGCUCUCCAGAAUGUAAAGAGGCUCCUGCAGAACCCCAAAGUGACGGAGUUCGAUGCUGCCCGCCUGGUGAUGCUUUAUGCUCUACAUUACGAGCGACAUAGCAGCAACAGCCUACCAGGACUGAUAAUGGACCUCAGAAAUAAAGGUGUUUCUGAGAAAUAUCGAAAGCUCGUGUCUGCAGUUGUUGAAUAUGGGGGUAAACGGGUCAGAGGAAGUGACCUCUUUAGCCCCAAAGAUGCCGUGGCCAUUACCAAACAGUUCCUCAAAGGACUGAAGGGAAUAGAAAAUGUGUAUACUCAGCAUCAACCUUUCCUACAUGAGACCCUGGACCAUCUCAUCAAAGGAAAGCUUAAAGAAAACCUGUACCCUUAUCUAGGCCCCAGCACACUCAGAGACAGACCUCAGGAUAUCAUUGUGUUUGUCAUUGGAGGAGCCACCUAUGAAGAAGCUCUCACGGUUUAUAACCUGAACCGCGCCACUCCUGGAGUGAGGACUGUCCUGGGAGGAACCACAGUGCACAACACGGAAAGAGUUGUGGGUGCUCUGACAAAUGGACCUGGUCUCAAAUGUUCCCAGUGGUGAGAAGGUACAUCUGCAGCGGUUUCCAUUCCCAGAGGGAUAACCUCCCUUCAGACCUCUGUGUAAGUGACCGUACAGGCAGCUCUGUCCCUGAGGGUGUUUUGCCUGAGGACUAUGAAGGGAAUCCGUUCUCCUCCCAUGAUACUCCAGCGAAUGAGAUGCACGAUGCCGGAGACAUGCAGAAUCCCAUUGGUUGCUUUUUUGUCCUAUGUCCUCUCUGAGAGGAAAUAGGGCCAAGGGCUCCUGCCUCAUAUGUUUUGCUUUGCUUUUUGUUUUGUUUUGUUUUGUUUUCAUAAAUUAGGCAUCCACUAUUGAGAUGGGAACUGGGAAAGAGCAGCUACAUUUUUUAAUAGGCAGUUACAUUGUUUGUAAGAAAGUGCCACAGCAUAAAGUAACCUCAGUGGAAUUGGUCAUAAUCAAGGAAAUAUUUUAUAUCUUAAUUCACUGUUUUCCAAGGUCUGUUCCAUAGAAAUUUUGUUUGGGGAGAUAGCAACUGUAUCUUUCUCUUGGAAAGUCACAAUUCAUGUUAGCAUGUUAAAGAUUCUGAGAAACUCCAGAUAAAGAAACCCAUUCAGCUUUUUAUUUUGUCUUUACUGUAUUUUAAUAUCAUAUUUUAUAUUCAUAAAAGAAUAUAUGUAACAUGUUAGAAAGUAAGCCAAGAACUGGAAGGUUGCCAGUAAUGUGGAUCUGUGUUUCUAAUUAAUAUCUCUUAUCUCCCUACAACAGGUAAUCACAAUCCGAAAUUUUGUUUAGUUCCCUUGCUCUAGUGGGGGAGGGUUGUAUUUUUGUCACUUACCUAUGUAUUUCUAAACAGUGCAUUAUUUAGUUUUGCUCAUGUUCGACCUUUAUAAAAAUAAUGCACUUUUUUCACUCAA